UGAAACUAUAACUCCCAAAAUUCCUACGGAACGGCUUUGACUUUCUCCUCCAAUCAGAGAGAAAGGAGGGCUUGGGGACGGGAAGUAAAAAUAAAAGUGACUAUAGUGCGCAUGUGUGCGGAUGUGCUUGGGCUCUCCGGAUAAAGAUGGCGGAACGCGGGUAUAGCUUUUCGCUGACAACUUUCAGCCCGUCUGGUAAACUUGUCCAGAUUGAAUAUGCAUUGGCUGCUGUAGCUGGAGGAGCCCCUUCAGUGGGAAUUAAAGCUGCAAAUGGUGUGGUAUUAGCAACUGAGAAGAAACAGAAGUCUAUUCUGUAUGAUGAGCGAAGUGUACACAAAGUGGAGCCAAUUACCAAGCACAUAGGUUUGGUGUACAGUGGCAUGGGCCCAGAUUACAGAGUGCUUGUGCACAGAGCUCGGAAACUGGCCCAGCAGUACUACCUUGUUUACCAGGAGCCCAUCCCCACAGCCCAGCUGGUACAGAGAGUAGCUUCUGUGAUGCAGGAGUACACCCAGUCAGGUGGGGUUCGUCCAUUUGGUGUUUCUUUACUUAUUUGUGGUUGGAAUGAGGGACGACCAUAUUUAUUUCAGUCAGACCCAUCUGGAGCUUACUUUGCCUGGAAGGCCACAGCAAUGGGAAAGAACUAUGUGAAUGGGAAAACUUUCCUUGAGAAAAGAUACAAUGAAGAUUUGGAGCUUGAAGAUGCCAUUCACACAGCCAUCUUAACCCUAAAGGAGAGCUUUGAAGGGCAGAUGACAGAAGAUAACAUAGAGGUUGGCAUCUGCAAUGAAGCUGGUUUCCGGAGGCUCACACCGACAGAAGUUAAGGACUACUUGGCUGCCAUUGCAUAAUAAUGAAGUGACUGAGUGACCUGAAAUUUCAGAUAAUCUAUCUACUUAAACAUGUUUAAAGUAUGUUUUGUUUUGCAGACUUUUUGCAUACUUAUUUCUACAUGGUUUAAUGGACUGAUGUUUUUAAAAUGACACUUAUAAAUCAUAAUAAACUGUUAAAUGCAA
Molecule: messenger RNA, 1016 nt
Organism: Heterocephalus glaber (naked mole-rat)
Lineage: Eukaryota; Metazoa; Chordata; Mammalia; Rodentia; Bathyergidae
Gene: Psma2
Product: proteasome 20S subunit alpha 2
Biological process (GO): ubiquitin-dependent protein catabolic process
Cellular component (GO): proteasome core complex; proteasome core complex, alpha-subunit complex
Source: RefSeq, a predicted model, not a curated record